Protopolystoma xenopodis is the source of this 264-nucleotide messenger RNA. NCBI's taxonomy places the organism in Eukaryota, Metazoa, Platyhelminthes, Monogenea, Polystomatidea, Polystomatidae. The record is from the annotation of a GenBank genome assembly.
AUGCAUAGGUUUUCCGAAGCGAAAUCCAAGUUUCAUGUGGUUGAUCUCGACCCGUACGGCAGUGCCGCUGUUUUACUUGAUGCAGCUGUCCAAAUCCUAUACGAAAACGGACUUCUAUGCGUCACGUGCACCGAUAUGGCGGUUCUGUGUGGAAGCGCAACUGGAACAUCCAUGGGAAAAUAUGGAUCUAUAUCGGUUAAAUGCUCCGGUAUGCAUGAACAGGUAAUGUCCUGCAAAAUGAUGAUAGGACGAUUAUGCUAUUGA